AGCCCUGGGUUUCCUUCAGGUGAAUCACCAUCUGAUUCCUGCAGGUUCAGGAAAUACUCUUCCCCAGUCAACAAAUCUCACCUACUCUUAGUUGUGAGUCAUUUACAUUAGCAAGAGAGCAAGUUGUUCCAGUAGUUGCCGGGCAGGAGAAUUUGAAAGGGUGCCCCACAGGACAAUCUCUAAAGGGGUAGGGGAGAUAACCGACUUCGUCUCGUUGGGGAGAAAAUGUUUAGUUUUUAUGCUUUACCAGAAAAUCCACUUCCCUGACGACCUUAGUUUCAAAGCUUAUUCUUAAUUAGAGACAAGAAGCCUGUUUCAACUCGAAGACACCUUAUGAGGUGAAUGGACAGCCAGCCACCACAAUGAAAGAAAUCAAACCAGGAAUAACCUAUGCUGAACCCACGCCUCAGUCAUCCCCAAGUGUUUCCUGACACGCAUCUUUGCUUACAGUGCAUCACGACUGAAGAAUGGGGCUCAACUGGACACUUGCAAAAUUACCAAAUAACGAGCUGCACGGCCAAGAGAGUCACAACUCAGGCAACAGGAGCGAUGGACCAGGAAAGAACACCACCCUUCACAAUGAAUUUGACACAAUUGUCUUGCCGGUGCUUUAUCUCAUUAUAUUUGUGGCAAGCAUCUUGCUGAAUGGUUUAGCAGUGUGGAUCUUCUUCCACAUUAGGAAUAAAACCAGCUUCAUAUUCUAUCUCAAAAACAUAGUAGUUGCAGACCUCAUAAUGACGCUGACAUUUCCAUUUCGAAUAGUCCACGAUGCAGGAUUUGGACCUUGGUACUUCAAGUUUAUUCUCUGCAGAUACACUUCAGUUUUGUUUUAUGCAAACAUGUAUACUUCCAUUGUGUUCCUUGGGCUGAUAAGCAUUGAUCGCUAUCUGAAGGUGGUCAAGCCAUUUGGGGACUCUCGGAUGUACAGCAUAACCUUUACAAAGGUUUUAUCUAUUUGUGUUUGGGUGAUCAUGGCUGUUUUGUCUUUGCCAAACAUCAUCCUAACAAAUAGUCAACCAACAGAGGACAACAUCCAUGACUGCAUGAAACUUAAAAGUCCUUUGGGGGUCAAAUGGCAUAAGGCAGUCACCUAUGUGAAUAGCUGCUUGUUUGUGGCUGUGCUGGUGAUUCUAAUCGGAUGUUACAUAGCCAUAUCCAGGUACAUCCACAAAUCGAGCAGGCAAUUCAUAAGUCAGUCAAGCCGAAAGCGAAAACAUAACCAGAGCAUCAGGGUAGUUGUGGCUGUGUUUUUUACCUGCUUUCUUCCAUAUCACUUGUGCAGAAUUCCUUUUACUUUUAGUCACUUAGACAGGCUUUUAGAUGAAUCUGCACAUAAAAUCCUCUACUACUGCAAAGAAAUGACACUUUUCUUGUCUGCGUGUAAUGUGUGCCUAGAUCCAAUAAUUUACUUUUUCAUGUGUAGGUCAUUUUCAAGAAGACUGUUCAAAAAAUCAAAUAUCAGAACCAGGAGUGAAAGCAUCAGAUCACUGCAAAGUGUCAGAAGAUCAGAAGUUCGCAUAUAUUAUGAUUAUACUGAUGUGUAGGCCGCCUACUGCUUGAUGGAAUCAAUAUGUACAAAGUGUAAAUACAUGUUUCUUUUCAUUAUCCUU
Molecule: messenger RNA, 1610 nt
Organism: Saimiri boliviensis boliviensis (Bolivian squirrel monkey)
Lineage: Eukaryota; Metazoa; Chordata; Mammalia; Primates; Cebidae
Gene: GPR87
Product: G protein-coupled receptor 87
Biological process (GO): G protein-coupled receptor signaling pathway
Cellular component (GO): membrane
Molecular function (GO): G protein-coupled purinergic nucleotide receptor activity
Source: RefSeq, a predicted model, not a curated record